Molecule: messenger RNA, 3850 nt
Organism: Girardinichthys multiradiatus
Lineage: Eukaryota; Metazoa; Chordata; Actinopteri; Cyprinodontiformes; Goodeidae
Gene: prlra
Product: prolactin receptor a
Exons: 9
Coding region: 121-2052 (643 amino acids)
Biological process (GO): cytokine-mediated signaling pathway
Cellular component (GO): signaling receptor complex; external side of plasma membrane
Molecular function (GO): cytokine binding; cytokine receptor activity
Source: RefSeq, a predicted model, not a curated record
GGACAGAAUGAGUCGCACUUCCAAGGGAUACGGGCAAAAGUUGGUCGGUCGUCUCAGGAGUCACUUCGGCGAGGGAGACGCUGAUACACCUGUCAGCUGCGGCAGAGGCUUUGUGGUGCCAUGAUGAAGAAAGUUGGGGGAGUUCUACUGUGGCUGCUACUAUUAUUUAUCCAGCUUGCAGAAGGAAAGCGUUACAGCCCACCAGGGAAACCUACACUUACUAGUUGCCGCUCGCCAGAAAAAGAGACCUUUACCUGCUGGUGGGAGCCAGGUUCUGAUGGCGGGCUUCCAACCACCCAUGCCUUGUACUAUCGCAAAGAAAACUCUGAGACGGUGUACGAGUGUCCCGACUACAAAACGGCCGGAGAGAACUCCUGCUUCUUUAGCAAGAACGACACAUCCAUCUGGGUGAACUACAACAUCACUGUUGUGGCCACCAAUGUGCUUGGAAGGACAUUUUCCGAUCCCGUUGACAUUGAUGUCGUCUACAUCGUCAUGCCCAAUCCUCCAGAGGAAGUGAGAGUGAGCGUCACGCAGAACACAGACUGGCCUUUCCUUCGAGUGUCAUGGGAACCCCCCAAAAAGGCUGACACCCGCUCGGGUUGGAUCACUCUCAUCUACGAGGUCCGAAUCCAGUUGGAGAAUGAGGAUGAAUGGGAGGUGCACCCUGCCGGCCAGCAGAAGGUUUUUAACAUUUUCAGCCCGAGGUCAGGUGGUACAUAUCAAGUUCAAGUUCGUUGUAAGCCUGAUCAUGGCUUCUGGAGUGAAUGGAGCCCCUCAACAUAUGUCAAAGUUCCUGAGUAUUUUCCACGAGAAAAGUCAAUGUGGAUUCUCAUUGUGGUCUUUUCUGCCUUCAUCUUCUUCAUCUUCAGCUGGCUGAUAUACAUGAACAUUUACAGUCUGAAGCACUGCCUUCUGCCACCGGUGCCAGGACCUAAAAUCAAAGGAUUCGAUAAACAGCUCAAGAAUGGCAAGUCUGAGGACAUCUUCAGCUCACUGGUGGUGUCUGAUUUCCCCCCAACCACAUCCAACUAUGAGGACUUUCUUGUGGAAUACCUAGAGGUGUACGUCCCUGAGGAGCGAGAACUAAUCAUGGAGGAUAGCAAAGAGCUUCAAGAUAGCCUCAAAUCAGAGACCUCCACAUGUGACAAUGACUCUGGCAGGGGCAGCUGUGAUAGCCACACCCUGCUCAUUGAUAAGGGUGGAUGUGACAAAGAGGAUGGGCUGCAGUCGGAUCAGGAGGGCAGUCAGCCUGAGAUGGAUUCAAAAAGGCACGAGCAAGCCCCAGAAGAGGAACUCCUGGAAUAUUCUCAUGGAAAUGUUCACAGCCCUGAUAUUUCCAGUGAGAAGGUAAAGAGCUGGCCUUCUUUGUUUUCUCCACUGCCCCAGUACAGCCUAAGCCCAGUGAAUCAACCAAGCCCUCCUGAAAUGGGGAAACAACACUGCCUUUCUGACAGCCCGUUCGCCCCAGACGCCCUUUCAUCUUACUUCACUCACCCUGGCCCCAGCACCAAAACGGACUUUAGAUCAAAUUACUGGGAGUGUAACUUCAACCACAAGCAAUCUCAUCCACUCCAUCCCCAGACAGCAGCCCAUGAGCACCUCCAGGCUCAGAAUGACACCAUCAUGGCAUGCGUUGAGCACAUAGGAGCACCUUUGGGUGUGCACGUGCCCAAUGUCCGGCCCACUGAAUAUGUUGAAGUCCAAAGGGUUAGCGACGAGAAUAUGGUUCUUCUUCACCCUGUUUCCUCAGGCCAGGAAAACAGCUGUACCAUAAGACGCCAAACUGAGGACUACAGCAGGGUGAAGACACUGAACAAUGACAAAGGGCUUCUUCUGCUUCAGAGAGAGAGCAUGGAGGAAGAGAUGGACAUGUGCCCUAAUGAAGAAGAGGUGGUAAGCAGAGUAACAUCAAAUGGCUACACGGCAUCCAUCACUCCCACUUCACAGAAGUCUGCGGCUGGCAUUAACACCUCCCUGCCAAUUCUGGACGAAAGGGCAGCCAGUGGUUACGUUGACACCACUACCAUGUUUGGCCUGCCCACUUACUAGAUGCUGCGGACAUUCCAUUGGAAGCUACUGGACAUUGCAAGCAGCUCCCUUUAAGUUUAGGAACUGAAACAAUGAGAAAAAUCACACUGACACUGAAAGCAGCUUUCCAAAAACGGUUGCAAAGAAAUAUUUAUUUUCCUUUUUACUUUAAGGUAAAAUACUGAUCUUUCAGAGACACUAUUUUUUUUCAGAUGAUUAGAAGUAUAAUCUUUAUUCAGAUUCAGAAUGAAUAAAAUUUAUAUCAAUUUAUGAGGUACUACAUGCUUCUAUUUUUAUUAUACUGUAAACUGUUCUUUUACCUCCAAAAAUAGAUUUUAAGGCUGCUUGUUGCAUACUGUACAUAUACAAACAUGACAAAAAUUAUUUAAAAAGACUAAACCCUUGACCCGGUGAGGGGGCUUGUAGGUCUCUCCUCAUUGUACGGACCCAGUUGCCCCCUCUGAGGGAAGGGUCUGUGCAAAUCAAUGCAAAGUUUGUCUGUUUUCUGAUCAUUUCUGUGCUGAUGUUAAAUAUUCCGAACCCCAUGACAACAUCCCUUUAAUGCAGGGAGGGUGUUAAGGCAGGGGUGUCCAAAGAGCCGACUGAAAUUCAAGAAUGAUACAGAUUUGGUAGUUGAUGCAGAUGGAGAUUUUGUAUUUUUAUUGAGGGCAAAAUUAUUCCUGUUAAAUCAAAAUCUUUUUGCAAUGGAAGAUGGUAUUAACAACACAAAGUAUUAAUCUUUUAAUAACCAUUCUUUUUACUUAUUUCAAAGUAAAUAGGACCCCAUCUAUGCAGUGACUUUUAUUAAGAAGCAGAGUUUGGUGAACCCAAAUCUACUUUUACAUAAUUAAAUAAUUCAUUAAUUACAGAAGCUUUUUUAGAGAGUGACACAAAUUCUGGCCUUAUGACUGAGAAUAGACUAAAUUGUUUUGGCUUUUUUUUUUUUCAGUCGAACCCAAAAAAUUAGCUAACUGGAUGCCUUUCUUUUAAUAAGCAAAACAUGCAAAACCCUUUUUAAGUUUUGGGUCUACAGUGAUAUACACAUCCCUUUAUCACAACAUCUCUGACUACUUUAUUUGUUUAAUUAAAUGUUUGCCAAGUUUGUUGUAGAGCAGGUAAAAAAAAAAAAAAAUCAAAACAAAGUUUUUUUGUGAUUUUAAUUUUUUACGUUAUUGCAUUGUUUUUUGGCCCACGAGUACUUUCGACCACAUGACAAAAGGUUUGGACACCCCUGGGUUAAGGAAUCGUUAGAUGGAUAUAAAUAUGUUACCAGCUCUCAAUGCAGAUAAGCACCAGUGGGAAAUGUUUCGCUGACAUGUUAAAGAGUUUCUAUUGGAGCAUCAUAAAAACACUAAAAGAGGGAACGUCUUUGGGAAUAUGUGGCUUCCAUCCUGCCAAUAGAAGUUCAGAGAUAUAGAGAGACUUUUUUUUUUAUUUUAAUUUUAAUUUUAUUUUGGUUUAUACAUGUGUUUUAAUAUGUCUGUGUGUGUGUGAGUGUGUGUGUUUGAAUGUUUAACAUAAGAUUUAAAAAAGAAAAAAAACGAGGAUUUAUUGAGCUAUUUUCUAUUCAGAGAAGAUUGUUAUGUGCAUACCUUUAUUAAGUCAGAGAAAUCUACAAAGAUGUGUAGUUUUUGAUGGAAAACUUCUGUCUUAACAGUUGGAUCUCCCUGUAUAUCACAGUUCUGUCUUUGUGCAUUCAUAUGUAUACAUGUAGCUACACCUGUGGUGACAUCUGCAAUGCAUACGAAACAGCCUUCAAAUUAUUUUUGAAAGCUUGCUUUAAAGAUAGAGCUUGUAAUAAAUUUACUUUAUGCUGUAA